Messenger RNA from Linum trigynum, 2682 nucleotides. Lineage: Eukaryota; Viridiplantae; Streptophyta; Magnoliopsida; Malpighiales; Linaceae. The record is from the annotation of a GenBank genome assembly.
ACUAUCGCAACUUUCAAACGACUCCUUACAAAAACUGCUUUCUGUUUCAGGCUUUCGGCCCAAAAACAGGGCAAAGCCAUGACCCUCGAAGCUCAUUCAUGAUAGCGCAUGCCGGACUGCGGAACCGCGAGUACCAAAAUCCAAAUCCCUAUCCAGCCCUCUUCAAUUCCGUCAAAUCGUUUUAAGCCCACCUUCCCUACUUUCCCUGACCGUGAGACUAUCUUCUCCAUCGAAGAAAGUUCCCGACAUCCCUUUUCUUCUUCUCGCGCCGGCAAAUCUGCCUCUCCGCCUUCGCCAAAGUAGGAAUUAGAAUCCUUCCGUCGGCUGGAGCUAGGAGGAGGCCUUUUCGCUACCACUGCAUAGGGUCAUUUUGGUAUGUUUCUCAUUUGUCUGGAAGUCUGAUUUUCGGGUCUCUUUUCCCAUACUCUCUGCUAGUUUAGUGAAUCUCCACUGAACUUAUUUCAAGCUGCACCUUCGCGAUUGUAUUCUUUAUAAUGGCGAGAGCUUCCGCUUCAAUUGCAACAUUCCUCCGCCAGUUUCGCGGUGAGACUCAAACCCAGGCGAGAAGGUUGACAGUAGAAUGCAGCGAGAGUGAAUCCAGUAGCAAUGGUUCUUCAGCUGGUAAUAAAAAUCUGAACUUUAGGCGGGAUGGUGGAAACCCAGGGUUGACGGUUGAAUGCAAAGAGAGUGAAUCCAGUAGCAAUGAUUCAGCUGGUAAUGAAAAUCUGGACUUUCGGCGGGAUAGUGGAAACCCAGAUUUGGGGGAAAUAGCUAAGGAGGUUUCUAACCUUAUUAGGACGAAACCCAGAUGGGAACAGACUCUCCGCUCCGAUUUCCCUUCAUUCAAUUUCGCGGACUCCCAAUUCUUUCAAGAGCUUCUCAAGCACCAAACCAAUGCAUUCCUUUUGUUCAAGGUCUUCCACUGGCUGCGCUCGGAGCUCGAUUUCAUCCCUAAUCAAGAUUGCUGCAACGCGUUGCUGAAUUCCCUUUUGGAUGCAAAUGCUGUCAAGGCUGCAAACUUCUUGCUUGAGCUCCCUGGUUUCGCUCCUGAUUUCGAUUCACUGCAGCAAUACAUCCAUUGUCUUUGUGAACAUGGAUUGAUUCACGAAGCAAUCGAUGUCCUCACAAAGCUUAGAGUGACCGGGAAAUUAUCACCAUCCAUCAAGACGUGGAAUUCGGUCUUACAGUGUUGCUUGAAGCUUGGGAAGACUGAUCUUUUAUGGAAAAUGUAUCAAGUUAUGAUAGAAACAGGUGUUGUUGCUGACAUUGAUACCGACACGGUCUUUUGUCUUAUUGAUGCUUUUGCCAAGGGUGGGGAAGCGGGGAAAGGAUAUGAACUCCUGAAACAACUCUUGAAAGAUGGCUUACCCUUGCAGAAUGCACCUUUCAUUAAGUUGAUAUCCGCGUUUGCCAAGAGAGGGGAAAAUGAUGUGGUCUCUGAACUUCUUCACACCAUGAUUGCAAGGAAAAUGAGACCGGAUGUUCAUACUUAUCAGGAAGUCAUCAAUGGGCUCUGUAAGAACGGUAUGUCACUUGAGGCCUUGAAGGUUUUCAACAAUCUUAAAGAUAGAGGGUAUGCAGUCGAUAGGGUUAUGUACACAACUAUAAUUCACGGUCUCUUCGAUUCGAAACAUGUUAGUUAUGCUAAGGAGCUUUGGUUAGAAAUGAUCAGGAAGCGGAUUGUUCCAAAUCACUACACAUAUAAUGCAUUGAUCCAUGGCUAUUUUAAGUCAGGAAAUGUCGAAGGAGCUAAGGAGUUGUACAAAGAGAUGAUUGAUAGAAGAAACUGUGGAGAAACCACUGUUGCUUAUAACACCAUGAUUACGGGGUUGUCCAGGAAUGGAAAGAUUGAUGAAGCUCUCGAAUUAUUCAAGAGCAUGCCGGAAAAGGGGAUGGUUCGAGAUCUGAUCUCGUUCAACACUCUAAUUCUCGGUCUUUGCAAAGAAGGGAGGACAGAUGAGAGCAGGAAGUUAAUAGAAGAACUGCUGGCACUUGGUCUGCAUCCAUCAGCUUCGACCUAUGGUCCUGUCAUUGAGAAGCUAUGUCUAUCUGGAGAUGUUCAAGAAGGUAUAAUCUUGUGGAACGAGAUGCAGAACAAGGGACUACAACCUAGCGCUUGGACUUAUCAUCAUUUCAUAGCUGGGUUGUGCAAGGAAAAAGGGUAUGAGACAAAAGCCAUGGAAUGGCUGUUUGUUAUGCUGAAGAACAACCUGAAACCGAAGCAGAGUAUCUUCGAGAGAGUGGUGCGAUGUUUGCUGCAGAACGAUAGAGUAGAUGAUUCGUUGCUUGUGUUGAACUGUAUGGUGAAGGUAGGUUACUCCCUUAGAGGUAUAGUUAUAAACCCUUCUUUGUGGUGUAAACUUCCGAAGAACAAUCCACUUUUUGUUAAACAAAAUAAAAGUUGAAACUUGGUUAAGAAUCAAAUACAGAUUGGAAUGGUACUUGCGUUAUUGAUUGCCACCUGUAGAACUGAUGGGAAAAGAGCUGCCCUGUUUGGCUUUCAAUUCCCGUUUCCACUUGUUGGCAAUUUUAUUGAGUGUAAUGGUACUUACGUUGUUUGAAACGGGUCAUGGUCCUCUAGAGUUCAAACCAGAUUUAACUGCUUUUUUCAAAUGUUAGGCGUUGUUGAAAAACUCAGCAGCACUGUCUGCAAUUCAAGAGGAAUAAACUGUAGGCGUUGCA